Molecule: messenger RNA, 2075 nt
Organism: Ipomoea triloba (trilobed morning glory)
Lineage: Eukaryota; Viridiplantae; Streptophyta; Magnoliopsida; Solanales; Convolvulaceae
Product: protein ZINC INDUCED FACILITATOR 1-like
Exons: 17
Coding region: 550-1848 (432 amino acids)
Biological process (GO): transmembrane transport
Molecular function (GO): transmembrane transporter activity
Source: RefSeq, a predicted model, not a curated record
ACCUGGACGACGAGUACUUCUGCUACGACGAGAGUUGCGCCGGUUGCAGAGUCGAGCUGCUCAAACGCGCCAACACCGGCGUUCCGGUCAAGCACGUCUUCUUCAUUUCCAUGGUCACCCUGUGCGCCGAUACGAAAUCUUAGAGCAGAUGGUGUGUUAGGAAGCUCUGAUCAGCAUGUAGCUAUUUGAACCUCAAUAAACCUCAUUCAUAAGCUAAGUGUGAUGAACAUAUACAUCAAGUGCAGUAAACAUUAUAUUAUGUUUGUGCAUCAACAUUUCCUUAAGCACUGGACCUUAUGAUCAUAAAAGUUACCUACACCACACACAUAUAUAUAUUUUUGUUAAUUUGAUUUUCUUGUUUCGGCUUUAAUUGCAACUAUUCUAUAUAGCAAAAAGGAUAUUACAAAUUACUGUAAUGUUUACUUUUGCCGAAUUCAAGAAAUUAUGUAACUUAAUGUGUCCGCUCUCAUGUAAUUAUGUAAUAUACUUUAUCUUUGGUGUUGUUUUGCAGCACUACCAAUAACAUCUCUUUUUCCUUUCGUAUAUUUUAUGAUUAGGGACUUUCACAUUGCUGAAAGGGAGGAAGAUAUUAGUUAUUAUGCUGGCUAUUUAGGCUCAUCAUUCAUGUUGGGGAGAACUUUGACAUCUGCUCUUUGGGGAAUCAUUGCUGAUCGAUAUGGCAGAAAGCCUGUGGUCAUCAUUGGCACAGUAACAGUGGUUAUAUUCAAUGCCCUUUUUGGCCUUAGUGUAAACUAUUGGAUGGCUAUUAUUACAAGAUUUCUUCUAGGAGCUUUGUGUGGAAUAAUUGGUACAAUGAGGGCAUAUGCUUCUGAAAUUUGCCGUAGAGAAUAUCAUGCUUUGGGCAUAUCUGCAGUUAGUACAGCAUGGGGAAUAGGCUUGGUGAUUGGUCCGGCUGUUGGAGGUUAUUUUGCCCAGCCUGCAGAAAAGUAUCCCGGCAUAUUUUCUGCAGAGUCCUUUUUUGGGAAAUUCCCAUACUUCCUGCCGUGUCUUAUGAUAUCCAUGUUUGCAUUGGUUGCAACCGUCAUUUCCUUUUGGCUUCUGGAAACAAUGCACACUCAUAAGAAAGAACACAAAGAAGAACAUGAUGUUUCUCACAAUGCACACGAGGUUCUGACUUCGCAGAAAAGCCUUCUGAAGAAUUGGCCCUUAAUCUCUUCUAUUCUUGUCUAUUGUGUUUUCGAAAUUCAUGAUAUAGCCUAUUUGGAGAUUUUUUCUCUAUGGGCUGUCAGUCCAAGGAAGCUUGGGGGGUUGAGCUACACAACUUCAGAUGUUGGUCAAGUUCUAGCCAUUACAGGCAUUGGACUUCUACUCUUUCAGCUUUUUGCUUACCCCUUGGUGGAAAAUGUUCUUGGUCCUGUCAUGAUAUCCCGCAUUGGAGCAGCUCUUAGCAUACCAUUGCUGUCAAGUUAUCCAUACAUAGCUCUGCUAUCUGGUCUCUGCCUCUCCGUGGUGCUUAAUUGCGUGUCCAUGCUAAAGAAUGUGCUCUCUGUAUCUAUCACUACAGGACUAUUAAUCCUUCAGAACAGGGCAGUUAGCCAAGAGCAGAGAGGAGCUGCCAAUGGCAUUUCCAUGUCUGCAAUGUCUCUUUUUAAGGCAAUUGGCCCAGCAGCUGGGGGUUCAUUAUUAUCUUGGUCACAAGUGCGUCAAGAUGCAAAGUUUAUGCCAGGUGAUCAACUAGUUUUCUUCGUCCUAAAUGUGUUUGUGUUGUUGGGUUUGAUUAUGACAUUCAAGCCCUUUCUCCAACUCCCCGAGAAUGACAUUUCUAAGUCAAAACAAGAUGAGGCUGCUGAAGAAAAUUGCUUGCAAACACAGAAUUGCAUUGCCUGAAUUGUCAUAACGAUGAAAUAUCAACUCCUUGUGGGCCGCUUUAAGAAGAACCUGUAUGAUAGAUUUGACUUUUGUAUAAGAGAAUCAUGUUUUACCCACUAAGUAAUCCUUUUGAUGUUGUAUGUAAUUUUCUUUUAUGAGUAAAAUGUAGGCUACCAUCAUGAGCUUCCAAAAAAAAAAAGUUGGUUUAAUGUUUAAAUAAAGAAAGUUUUCAUGGUUCGAGCAAA